GGUGGUUCACUGCAGCCUGCACUUCCGUGUUUGCGUGGUUCGUCUCUCUUUGCUGCAGAAACUCGGCUAACGGUACAGCACAGCUUUCAGAAAACCAAACAUGUCUCUGGAAGUGGAAUCAGCAGACGUGAUUCGUCUGAUAAUGCAGUACCUGAAAGAAAACAACCUUCACCGGACGCUGGCCACGCUGCAGGAGGAGACCACAGUGUCCCUGAACACAGUGGACAGUAUCGAGAGCUUUGUGGCAGAUAUCAACAGCGGCCACUGGGACACCGUCCUGCAAGCCAUCCAGUCCCUCAAGCUGCCAGACAAGACCCUCAUAGACCUUUAUGAGCAGGUGGUGUUGGAGCUGAUCGAGCUGAGAGAGCUGGGUGCAGCCCGUUCCCUCCUCAGGCAGACCGACCCCAUGAUCAUGCUGAAACAGACGCAGCCGGAGAGGUACAUCCACCUGGAGAACCUGCUGGCUCGCUCCUACUUUGACCCCAGAGAGGCCUACCCAGACGGCAGCAGUAAGGAGAAGCGGCGGGCGGCGAUCGCUCAGGCUCUGGCGGGAGAGGUCAGCGUGGUGCCGCCCUCUCGUCUCAUGGCCCUGCUGGGACAGUCUCUGAAGUGGCAGCAGCAUCAGGGCCUCCUGCCUCCUGGUAUGACCAUCGACUUGUUCAGAGGCAAAGCAGCCGUCAAGGACGUGGAGGAGGAGCGCUUCCCCACGCAGCUCAGCCGACACAUCAAGUUUGGACAGAAGUCCCAUGUCGAGUGUGCCCGGUUCUCCCCUGACGGUCAGUAUCUGGUCACCGGCUCCGUCGACGGCUUCAUCGAGGUCUGGAACUUCACCACCGGCAAAAUCAGAAAGGAUCUGAAGUACCAGGCGCAGGAUAACUUCAUGAUGAUGGACGAUGCUGUGCUGUGCAUGUGCUUCAGCCGGGACACGGAGAUGUUGGCCACGGGGGCUCAGGACGGAAAGAUCAAGGUGUGGAAGAUCCAGAGCGGCCAGUGUCUCAGGAGGUUUGAGCGUGCUCACAGUAAAGGCGUGACCUGUGUCAGCUUCUGCAAGGACAGCAGCCAGCUCCUCAGCGCCUCCUUCGACCAGACCAUCAGGGUCCACGGGCUGAAGUCCGGUAAAUCUCUGAAGGAGUUCCGCGGUCACUCCUCGUUCGUCAACGAGGCCACCUUUACUCCGGACGGCCACCACAUCAUCAGCGCCUCCUCCGACGGCACCGUCAAGGUCUGGAACAUGAAGACCACCGAGUGCACCAACACCUUCAAGCCUCUGGGAACGUCGGCCGGCACCGACAUCACCGUCAACAACGUCAUCCUGCUGCCCAAAAACCCCGAGCACUUCGUCGUGUGUAACCGCUCCAACACGGUGGUCAUCAUGAACAUGCAGGGGCAGAUCGUGAGGAGUUUCAGCUCCGGUAAGAGGGAAGGCGGUGACUUUGUGUGCUGCACGCUGUCGCCCCGCGGCGAGUGGAUCUACUGCGUGGGAGAGGACUUUGUGCUUUACUGCUUCAGCACCGUCACCGGCAAGCUGGAGCGAACGCUGACGGUCCAUGAGAAGGACGUGAUCGGCAUCGCCCACCACCCGCACCAGAACCUGAUCAGCACCUACAGCGAGGACGGCCUGCUCAAGCUGUGGAAGCCCUGAGUGCCGCCGGCAGGUCAGAGCGGCCGCCGUCGGCACUGUGGACGCCGCCGCCGCCGCCAUCGUCACGCAUCACGGAUUUCUAUUUUUCUGUUGUUUUUCUUCACAGCCUCGGAUUCUCGGCUUCCCUGCGGGUCACAGUGGACUGGAGGUGCAGAUGAAACCCGGGUGGUAAAGCAUCCGAACGAUCUCCUGACCUGAGAAACACCGUCUCACAUUCAGCUGUGUGCCUCCAUUUGAAAAUGUUAAUUUUAUGUAACCAGUACCAGCACAGAGGAUUCAUCUUGUUGUGCUAUGGAUGUGACUGAAGGCAGUUUCGGGGUUUAGAGUAACAGCAAAGUCCAGCCCCAUUUAUCUGAACCUGUUUUUUUUUUCACAGCAUGUGCAGAUGUUUGAAACACUGUUUCUGUGAACAGUUGAUUUCUAUGACUUUAAUAUCCACUCGGGGAAAAAAAAAUCUAAAAUCCAGCUUUAUUUUGACAAACAAGGCCUUCAGCUAUUUCACUGUAUUUUAAAAUUUACUAUCGGUGUCACUUUUUCAGUGGUGGAUAUUUGACUCUGAAAGAAACUGUCCAAAACAUGAACCAGCAAUACUUAAGUGUUUCAAACUGCCUUUUUUUUUUUUUUUUUUUUGGUGUCAUUUUUUUGGUUAGGAUACUUUUAAUGUCAGUUUCACAAAUCAACAAAGACGUUAUGACUGUGUUUACCUCAGUUCACAUUAAUGAGGCUCUGCUGUUUAAGGCCUAAACUUUGCAAAACUGUGAAAAACAGUUUUUUUUUUUUUGUUGAAGUUGUGUGUUUUGAAUUUUUGACUUCAGAGAGGAGGGAGAUUCUCAGAUGAUGUUGGGGGAGUGUGUGUAGACCGUAGAUUCAGCUGUUGUUUUGAAAAUUCCACCUUUUUGUAAAUAUAUUUUUUAUUAGCAAUUUGUUUUUUCCAAGAAGAUCUGGUUGGAUAGUGCUUUUGGUUUGUGUAUUCUUUUGUCUUUUUUUUUUUUUUUUUUUAUGUCACAGCAAGAAUUGAAAGGUUUCUCUCAAAAAUACAUCAUUGUGAUUUUGUAAUUUCUUUCCCCUGGAGUUUUCUUGUAUUUUCAAAAGUGUAAUUUUAUCCUCAAAAACAGAACUGCUUAUCAUGACUUAACAUGACUCGUUCUUUUUUCUAAAGGCCCAUAUUGCAUUUUAAUCAGUGAGAACAGAUUAACUUUAUUUUUCUCACAUGGGAUCUCGCUUUUGAAAGAAACUUCAAAUACCAAGAGCCACAUUAGUUUCUUCAUAGGACUUGUGGUCAGUUUCCUAUUUAAGAAGAUAUUUCCCUGCAAGUGCAUGAAUUUGUGUCCACACGAGUCAAAGUGUGUGUGAUUUAUUUAUGUACACGUUCCCCAUGUAAUGUCUCCUGUCUGUGCCAUUAAAGCUAUUUAACCAGAUGCUUUUUUAACAA
Molecule: messenger RNA, 3074 nt
Organism: Myripristis murdjan (pinecone soldierfish)
Lineage: Eukaryota; Metazoa; Chordata; Actinopteri; Holocentriformes; Holocentridae
Product: WD40 repeat-containing protein SMU1
Exons: 12
Coding region: 101-1642 (513 amino acids)
Biological process (GO): mRNA splicing, via spliceosome
Molecular function (GO): protein binding
Source: RefSeq, a predicted model, not a curated record